CCGGGGAGGUUCUAGUCUGUUCUGCCUCUCAGCAACCGCCCCCUUUACGCGGUCACGCUGAGCUAGCGCCCGGGCUUGGGAUCGGGCCGCAGCUUCCGUCGUGCCCGCCGCCUCCCGCCGCCUCCCGCCGCCUCCGGACCAUGGACCCCCGCAAAGUGAGCGAGCUUCGAGCCUUCGUGAAAAUGUGCAAGCAGGACCCAGGCGUUCUGCACACCGAGGAAAUGCGCUUCCUGAGGGAGUGGGUGGAGAGCAUGGGGGGUAAAAUACCACCUGCUACUCAUAAAACUAAAUUGGAAGAAAAUACCAAGGAAGAAAAAACGGAUAGUAGGAAGGCGGAGGAAAACAUAAAGACAGAUGAACCAUCAAGUGAGGAGAGUGAUCUAGAAAUUGACAAUGAAGGUGUGAUUGAACCAGACACUGAUGCCCCUCAAGAAAUGGGAGAUGAAAAUGUAGAGAUAACUGAGGAGAUGAUGGAUCAGGCAAAUGAUAAAAAAGUGGCUGCCAUUGAUGCCCUAAAUGAUGGUGAACUACAGAAAGCCAUUGACUUGUUCACAGAUGCCAUCAAGCUAAAUCCUCGUUUGGCCAUUCUGUAUGCCAAGAGAGCGAGUGUCUUCAUCAAAUUACAGAAGCCAAAUGCUGCCAUCCGAGACUGUGACAGAGCUAUUGAAAUAAAUCCUGAUUCUGCUCAGCCAUACAAGUGGCGAGGGAAAGCACACAGACUUUUGGGCCAUUGGGAAGAAGCUGCCCAUGAUCUUGCCCUUGCCUGUAAGCUGGAUUAUGAUGAAGAUGCUAGUGCAAUGCUGAAAGAAGUUCAACCAAGGGCCCAGAAAAUUGCUGAACAUCGGAGAAAGUAUGAGCGAAAACGUGAAGAGCGAGAGAUCAAAGAAAGAAUAGAAAGGGUCAAGAAGGCUCGGGAAGAACAUGAGAGAGCCCAGAGGGAGGAAGAAGCCAGACGACAAUCAGGAGCUCAGUAUGGCUCUUUUCCAGGUGGCUUUCCUGGCGGAAUGCCUGGUAAUUUUCCUGGAGGAAUGCCUGGAAUGGGAGGGGGCAUGCCUGGAAUGGCAGGAAUGCCUGGGCUCAAUGAAAUUCUUAGUGAUCCAGAGGUUCUUGCAGCCAUGCAGGAUCCAGAAGUUAUGGUGGCCUUCCAGGAUGUGGCUCAGAACCCGGCAAAUAUGUCAAAAUAUCAGAGCAACCCAAAGGUUAUGAAUCUCAUCAGUAAAUUGUCGGCCAAAUUUGGAGGUCAAGCAUAAUGCCCUUCUGACAAAUGAAGCCCCUGCUGAAGAAAAAGCAACUUAGAUCACCUAAUGGAUGUCGCAAUAAUACAAACCAGUGUACCUCUGAUCUUCUCAUGAAGAAAGCUGGGGUGCUUUGAAGAUAAUCCCUACCCCUCUGCUCCAGAUGCAGCUGAAACAUUUUACAGUGGUUUGCCAUUAGGGUAUUCAUUCAGAUAAUGUUUUCUUACUAGAAGUUUAAAACUUUAAACAAUUUUUAAACCUUAAAAAUAUUUAAAACAAAAGGGUGUGUUAAUCCCUACUAUUUUCUUUACUAAUCAUUUUGUUUUUUUCCUUUGAAUUAGUUAGGCAAGGAAGAUACUUCAGUAUGGAAGAUUUAUGGUUCAAGUUUGAGUGAAAUAAAGAUUUAUUAGUGGGAGGCAAAUGUAACAUUUAAAUAGAUAAAGUUUGAGUUGAAUAUGUGGUCACUGAGGCAUUUUGAUUUGUCUUUUUAAUUGCUUUAUUAUUUUAAAUGAUUUGCUUCCAUGAAACUCUUGGGACCACCAGUAUUGCAGUAGGACCUGGGUAGGGACUGGAAGUACUCGGCAGGGCAGCAGUAAUCUUACUACAUUUUAUAUAAUGUGUACCCUUGUGCAGAUGCAUUUAAAUCUUACACUGGUGAAAGGAUGAUUUUUAUACUGCUGCAGUAAAAUUGGAUUACUUAGCUCUGUUCUUGUCUGAUAUCUAAAAUAAAUGUUUCACAUUUACACACAGGGGAAAUAAGGGAAUACUUUUCUUUUUGUAUUUCUGUGUUUAAAAUGUUCUUUUCAGGGCUUCCCUGGUGGCGCAGUGGUUGAGAGUCCGCCUGCCAGUGCAGGGGACAUGGGUUUGUGCCCCGGUCUUGGAAGAUCCCACAUGCCGCGGAGUGGCUGGGCCUGUGAGCCAUGGACGCUGAGCCUGCGUGUCCGGAGCCUGUGCUCUGCAACGGGAGAGGCCGCAACAGUAAGAGGCCCGCGUACUGCAAAAAAAAAUGUUUUUUUUCAGAUCAGAAAAUGCCCAACUCUUUGUCUGCUUUCUACUGGUUUCAACAUUUUUUUCAUCCUACUCUUGGGGUAAAGAUGAUGCUUUUUCACUAGCGUCAUCAUUGCUAUCAUCAUUCACAGCAUAAUUAUGCAAGCAUAUUUAACGCUGGGUUUAAUUUAAUAUGUAAUACAAAUAGUGGCUAUGUAGGGUAAUACCCAUAAUAGCUGCAGUUUCUUACUUGGCCAAGAGAUUUCAUAUUUAAGUGUUAGAUUUCCUCUUUGGUGAAAUGUUAACAUACCAAAAUAUGUUGGAAGAAGGGAUUCCCUUUGGUGUUUGGUCUCCUACUUAGGAAAUAUCUGUUGCAGUUAGAGUUUAUCUUGUAGUAUUAAUUUUGGGAGGAGUUUGAAUUGAUACACAGAGGGGAAUCUAAAUUCCUAAUCCAGCAUGAACUAAAAAAAUUGAUGAGAUUCAUGGUGGUUCUUCUUUGUGGAGUUCUCAGCAUUGUGAAAGAUGCAUUGUUCUAUUCAGCUCUUAAAUACUGCAGCCAUGUCCCCACCUCUCCUUAUUCCUUCCCUGUCCUCCAAGGAUAAAGAAAAUGAUAAAUUUUCUGUUGUACAUCCAGUUCUUACAUUAAAUGAGGCUAAGUCCAGGCACUGUACCAGGAAUUGCUAGGUUUCUACUUAUUUUUCAAUGUAAAGUGCUAGUUUAAAAGCAGUUUCAAGGGAUGAGACCCUCUGUACUUUGCUUAUUUGAAGAAUCAAUGGUAGGAGCAGUGAAGUAAAUUCCAUGGAAUACAUUUCUGAAAUCAUAAGUAAGUUGAUUUAAGUUUUUACCCUUUGCUGUACGCAAGCAAAUAGAAAUGCAUCUGUUAAGUGAGAAAAGCUGUAUGCUGAUUACGCUUUUUAAACCCUUUACAAAUACUCAGCAUAUAAACUUGAGUUUGAGCUUG
Mesoplodon densirostris (Blainville's beaked whale) is the source of this 3183-nucleotide messenger RNA. RefSeq names its product ST13 Hsp70 interacting protein (gene ST13). Gene Ontology annotation, molecular function: protein dimerization activity; Hsp70 protein binding. The transcript is spliced from 12 exons. NCBI's taxonomy places the organism in Eukaryota, Metazoa, Chordata, Mammalia, Artiodactyla, Ziphiidae. Bases 141 to 1250 code for a protein of 369 amino acids. The record is from RefSeq and is a predicted model, not a curated record.